AUGUCUGCUCAAAGGCUUGCGGCGGCACGCACGGUUGGCGCACAACUGGCCUUGCGAAACUCUCUAAAAUCUAAAGACGCGGUUCGCAUUGACCAGGCGUGUGAUGCGGCUGAACAUACCAGUGUAGCAACUCAUGAGAUCAGAGAGGGUCGUGCGAUGGCAGCCAGACUGCGAGCAGAGGGAGAACUCUAUGCGGCGAUAUCCGCCCCGAGCAUCGAGCAGCUUCGCAAGGCUCGUGCGUCGGGCGCGCGGGCUGGCAUUGAUGCAGCUCUGAUCCGGGAAGCCGAGCGAAAGACCAACCAGCUAUGCCAGAAUGCGAUCCUGAAAGCCACCGGGACUGGAUGCGUGCAAGCAGUCCGGGCAGCUUGUUCCGAAGCAGAGCAUGCUGGUGCCGCACCCAGCUUGGUCCAUGAAGCCAUGCACACCAUUGCAAGAUUACAGCGGGAAGAGGCUGAGACUCAGCUUGCAGAAGCAAUGGUUUCAGGCUGCGCCGGGCAAAUCAGAGUAGCUUCCGCCGCAGCCAAGGAUCAGGGCGUUUCAGCCGAACAGGUGCGGCAAGCAGAGGAGACGGCCACCCGCAUUGAAGCAGAAGUCGAGCUGGCGGCGGUUCUGUUGAACGCAGUUGAGCGAAGCGCAGCGAGACUUUGCAGCGCUGCAGAUGUGAUCGAGGCGGUUGGUGCUAUUGACCUGCAUGCCUUACAGAACUGUUUCCAGGAAUUGCAGACGGCGCUUUCCCGAGCGGUUCGCUUGCAGAAGUCAUGUUCGAGAGGUUCCUUAUUGGACAGCAGAAUCCUAGAAGCCCGGUCAGCCAUACAGAGCAUUCAGGAAGCAGUAUUAUUUGCCGAACUUCGGCAUGCUACUGAACACGGAGAUUCUUCCAGCCUCAAAGAAGCGCUCGAAUCAGCACGCAAUGCAAACCUGCCCUACAGACAGAUUUAUCUAGCAGAGCAGAUGCUGAAGAGACGCCUGGCCGAGGAAGAACUGGUUAGUUCCAUUACCGCAGCAAAAGCCGAACUCGCUUCAAGAUUUCCUUCACAGCCAAAUGGAUCCAAGCCUGCGGAUACUAAUGACAUGGUUGUGAGAAGGCUUAGCAGAGCACUUUCCUCAGCAGAACAUUUGGAUGUGGCAUGUGCAUGGAGCAUCACUGAAGGAUUGGAAACACUCGCAGAGCUGACACGGCACGAGCUCCAGAAAGCCGUAUUGGUUCAAGAUGGGCAUAUGAUUAAGCAAAUAUGUGAGUUUGCUGAAAAUUUUGGUCUUGAACGUCUUGAUCUUCUGGUGGAUGUGCCUCAGGCCAGUGUGACUGCAGAACGGCUGCUGGCAGAGGAAGAUCUAUCAUAUGCGUUGGCAAAUGAAGAUUUUCUGUGCAUUCAAGCGGCAUGCGACCGAGCUCGAAAGAGUGGAGUGAGUGAAGAACGUGUCAAAACAGCAGAAGAAACCUCUUUGAAAGCACACCGAAAGUGUCUAUCCGAGGGUUUGACACACCUUGUUCAGAGAGACAGCUUGGAAGGACUACACCUUGCCAUACAAGAGGCUUGCACACGCUGUGGCUGCACCCGAGAAUACGAUGAUUUCCAUGACCGAAUAUGUUACUGCGAUUCCAAGGGUUGCAAACCUGCUUGCAGCUCCUCCGAGCAACAGUCGUCUCAUCCGACACCAGUUGCUACAUCAACGGCUAGGUCAGAGGCCUCGGAUGAAUCAUUUGGCACGGAUGUGACCUGGGAUACAGAUACUGUCCCAGACUGGGAGGAGGACGCCGAUGGUAAUUUGGUGGCGUACCCUCUCACAACAAUGUACAUUCAAUCACGUCGCACAGGUAGGAUCAUUCGCAGUUGGCAAGUAUGA
Molecule: messenger RNA, 1845 nt
Organism: Effrenium voratum
Lineage: Eukaryota; Dinophyceae; Suessiales; Symbiodiniaceae
Source: the annotation of a GenBank genome assembly